AUGUUCGAAAGCAUUUCUACACCUCCAUUGCCUGUUGGGCCGACUCCCUCUGACCCUCCUAUUACACAAAUAAUUGACAUCCGUUCGGAUAAGAAAGACGUUGAGCUGCGCGAAGCUCUACAGCAAAGCAUCCAUAGUGACAACGCUGCCCUGCCGGACCUCCUGCUCUGGGACGAACAGGGUCUGCAGUAUUUCGAGGAUGUCACAUACUGCCUUUCCUACUAUCUAACACAGGAGGAAAUUGGCCUCCUUGAAAAACACAGACUCCAGAUUGCCGAUCGCAUCCAGCCAGGAACUAUGCUCGUCGAGUUGGGGAGUGGAAACCUACGCAAGACCAGAAUCCUGCUUGACGCUCUCGAGGAACUUGGCCGCCCCGUCGAUUACUUCGCCCUCGAUGUCUCCUAUCCCGAGCUGCAGCGUACCUUGCGUCCAGUCGCUGAGGGACACUACCGACAUGUGCGGUGUUUCGGGUUACUAGGAACAUAUGAUGACGGGCGGCAGUGGCUGCAGCAUCCAGAUGUCCAGGCACGUCCGAAAACCAUACUGUAUCUUGGAUCGACUCUUGGAAAUUUCCAGAAACCAGACGCGGCGGAGUUCCUGGCCAGUUUCACGCCCGCCAAUUGCUCUUUUCUCCUCGGUUUGGAUGGGUGCAAAGAUCCGCAUCUGGUCUCGCAGGCGUACAAUGACCCAAAUGGGGUAAAUUACCGGUUUGUCAAGAAUGGUUUGGUGCGAGCGAAUAAAAUCCUGGGCUACGAUGCUUUUGACCUUGACAGCUGGGAGGUCUCCGGCAGUUGGGAUGAGGACGAAGGGGCUCAUAGCCAGUACUAUCACCCCGUUGUUGAUGUCUCCCUGGACGGAACGCAUAUUCCUGCAGGACGCAGGCUUCUGGCUGCCCGCAGUCACAAAUAUGAUUCCAAUGAUCAGCAUCAACUGUGCCAGAGAGCCGGCUUAACCGUCGUGGACUCUUGGUCGUCGGACAGUAUGUAUCGUAAGUCUCUCGUCCGCACCUCUGUUCACAAAGCUCGCUAG
Aspergillus puulaauensis is the source of this 1029-nucleotide messenger RNA. RefSeq names its product class I SAM-dependent methyltransferase. The record is from RefSeq and is a predicted model, not a curated record. Gene Ontology annotation, molecular function: methyltransferase activity. Lineage: Eukaryota; Fungi; Ascomycota; Eurotiomycetes; Eurotiales; Aspergillaceae. Bases 1 to 1029 code for a protein of 342 amino acids. The transcript has 2 exons.